Messenger RNA from Rotaria socialis, 612 nucleotides. Lineage: Eukaryota; Metazoa; Rotifera; Eurotatoria; Philodinida; Philodinidae. The record is from the annotation of a GenBank genome assembly.
AUGAUAGCGAAUACAUCUUUUCCUCUUAAAAUUCUCAUCAUUGGAACAGUUACUGAUAAAUCUUUGCCAUUUUUGUAUGGGCUAUUUCGUAGGCCAGUAUCAGUUUUCGAAUAUGCAGAGAUUCUCUUCGGAUUGUUCGGUAACAACUUUUUUAAGGUUGUAGAACAUUUUCCACCUGAUGAAGUUAACGAUCAGCGCCCAUUGUUGGCUCGUCUCUUUACUCAAUGGACAUUUACUUGUUCAUCACGACUAUUUGCUCGUAAGGCACCGAUUGCUUACACGCAUGUAUUCACUUAUCCACCUAUAACUAAUGGUGCGAGUAAUUCAUCAGUAUUUCAAGGGCACGUAUGUCAUGGCGACGAACUAUAUUUUCUAUUUGAAGCACUUCGGGCAAAUUUGACUGCUGCUGGUCGACGAUUAUCAUCAAAUUUCGCUAACUAUUGGACAAAUUACGCUAAAAGUCAAGAUCUGAAUCAGCCAAUACAAGUUCCACUGAUAUGGCCGAGAUUUCACAAUGAUGUUAUGAAAUAUUUAUGCUUUCAGGAUCCUAUUGAAACUAUGGAUAACUAUUUCAAAGAUGAUUGUGACUUUUGCGAUAAGAUUGGCUACUAG